CACAUAUUAAAGUCUUACAACACUUUAGAAAUGUAGUUACUAAACAACAAAUAACAUUUUAUGGAAGCUCCACUUCAAAAAGCUCUACAGCCAAUAACUCUGCCAAACACGGCCCUAGUCCUACUGUUUGGGUCCUUCAGUCAUAGGCUUUCUCUUGUCGUAGCUCCUCCAUGGAUGAAAGCGAUCACACUAGCGAGUGGCUUGUUAUUGUCUUGCUCGUCCAGGGUUCGCCUAUCCCACUUAGUACUCUCCCUCUAGUUAUCGAUGUAGUAACGGAGAUAUCCUCACCGAAUGAGGGCCUCGAUCUCAUCUAUUAGCUAAAAGCAUUUUUUGUGCUCGUAGUCUUUGUAAAACCAGAAGAAUUUGUUUGAGUCCCUCUUAUUAGCAAGGCUUUUUGUCUUCCAGGGUUGGCCUAGAUAUCACCGAUUCUAGACUUCCAUCAUGAUUUGGGCCCUCAGAGUGUUUAGACUCUCGAACUUCCAAGAUAGGCUCCAAGGUUGCAUAGCGAUCCUUUCUUCUCAGCUCAUUCUUCUCUUCACGGUUUUGGCAUUUUUUGCCAUUCCUUCCUUACGCUGCCUCUCUCCAAGCUACCAUGGCCUCCUUAGCUUGGAUGUAUUAAUUAGCACGAGAAAGGAGUUCAGACAAAUCCUUCGGGGGCCUCUUAUCUAGUGAAAAGCUGAAGCAUGAGGUCUUUAGCCCAAUCAUCACUGCAGCUACCACGAUGGACUCGUCUAGCUUACGCACUUCAAGGGUUUCAGCAUUGAACCAAUUAAUAUAGCUUUAUAGGGAUUCCUUCUCCCUCCGUUUAAUGACGAGCAGGUCAGUGAAGGUAUUCCUCUACUUUUUAUUGCUGAGAAAGUGGUUGAUGAACUGGCGGCUGAGUUGAUCAAAGGAGUCGAUUGACCUAGCGGAUAACUCGAAGACUAGAGCCAAGCGGCCCUUCUAAGAAUGGCCGAGAAAACUUGGCAAAUCUUGGCGUCGCUGGCUCCUUGGAGCAACAUGAGAGCUCUAAAACUCUCUAGAUGGUCCAUCGGGUCUAUGGUACCAUCAUAGUGCUCCAACUGUGGCAUCUCAAAUCUUUUUGGUAGGGGAUCCUCCAGGAUCUUCCUGGUGAAGGGAGGAUCAGAUUAUCUCCUACUUAGGCCCUUUGCUCUUGCAAGGCCUUGAUCUAGUGGUUCAUCUCCUUGAUCUCGUAGCGGAGGUCAACCUCCUGUCUGGAGAUUUUUUUUCCAGCUGGUGCGGAGAAGGAUCAUCGGAACUGGAACUUGCUCUAAAGGAAGAGCAAUUGUGCCUCCAACCCUGUUUAGGGCGUUCAUGGUGGUAGCGGCUGCUAUAUUGCAUCAGGGCAUCUUGUUGGUUUAGCUAGCUAGCAGGGGGUUACCAACCUACUACCACAGGUUUUGCACCACAAUUGUUAGGGUCUGCACCUACUAGACAAGCAAGUCAAAUAGUCCAGAAUCAAUAGUUCCUGCGGCUGGUUGAGAAGACUGAAAUUUUGGGGAGUUUUGCAAGGAACCAUCUGGAGUAGGCUAGGAAGAUGCUCGACAGUUACUUUUGCCGAGUCUCAUGGCUUUUCUUUCUUCGUUUCCCACAGACGACACCAAUCUGAUGCGGCCGAUUUCAGGGUGCUAAUGCAGACUGCCUCCAUAGACUUGCGAGACACUAGAUAAGGGUCAGAGAGCUUGCUAGAUUGGCUCCAGCUGGGCCCUUCAUUACGUAAGUCAGAGAGGGUUUCUUGGUGGAAAGUAAGAAAGAAGAAGAAUGAAGAAUAAAUAAGGCAGAGUGUCGCCCAAUUGGAGAGAAAACUUUGAUAUGGACAGAAAAGAAAGAGAAAACACAUUUCUAUAUUCAUGGAGGAGAAUUAUUUCUUUGUACUUAAAAAGAUUUUGUCAAUUUUGCCCUAGAUCCAAUUGAGUUGAUGAGCCUUUAAAUCCAUCUGCGGAAAGAAGAUGCAAUUGACACACUCUUUCUGAAGUUUGAUGACUUGAUGCUUAGCACCCUACUCAGCACUGUGCUACUCGAAAAGUUCAUUUUUUUUUAUACUUGAUGCUUUAGUAUAAUAUUUGGAGGCUUGGUAGGCACAAUAGGAUACUCAAAUAUCGGAAUCAUUAGAAAAUUUCCAAAUGGAUUUAGUGAUGAAACUAUAAUACAUGUGAGAUCUUAGUUAUUUGAUUUUUUUUUCAUUGAAGAAAACAUCAAUGUUUUUCAUUUUGAAUCUGAUGAUCAUCGAUUGUCUUUCUUAGAGGGGCUUCAGGCCACUUAUAGUCAGAAUCCUGCAUCUCUAGCCAAUCGCAUUCUAACAAACUCAGAGCCCUGCCGUAAUAGACUACUAACGUGGUGUAACAACCCAAAGACCUUGUCACGACCGCCUAACAUAUGAUGGAAUUGCUAGAACCACGUGUGCUUUUGAGGCGGAGGGACUGAGCUGUUUCUAUUGCGGGAAGGUCCUACUUUCUUAGGUUGGUUGCCGAGGUCACCAGGCUGGACAAGAGACUUCGGCUCUAGAGGUCGGUCAUUUCUGGUCUACUCAUUCCGACUUCUAGGUCUGGCGCAGGAGGUCCUGACUAGAAUGCCUUCGAAUUUUUGAGUGCACUUGGUUGCCACAUAGAUUAUGAGCUGGGAGCAUCUGAUUGCACCAUAUCACUUUGGUCAUUUAUUGUUACAACAAUUUGCAUUGUAUAUAAUUUGUAAAUUAUAUAUGUUAUAUUAUAUAUUUUAAGCUAAACAUGUUAAGUUCCUCCCUUUCCUGUUUCUUGGAAAGAUUGUGCAUUUUCUUUUUGAUGCAUUUGCACAUGGUUUUGGCAUGAUAGUCCGCAUAAGACAUGAUUGCAUAUGUUCAAUACGUCCUGUUCAGUGUUUUGGUUGGUUUCCUGGCUGAUUAAGCUAUGUUGAAAUCUGUUCUGUUUUCUUUUGGAUGUUUUUUCUUGCAAUUUUUUCUCAUCUGAUGUGUUUUACCACCAGUAGGCUUGCGUUCCGUGGCAUGGUUGCCUUUACCUGGUUUUGAAUGAAAAAUAUUUAGCGUGUUCAGAUCUGGGGCUACUCUCUUUCUACUAGAAUUAGGGCUUUAAUUUUAAUCUACAAGUACUAAUUUAGCAGCAUGUACUAUAAAUUGAGGAUCCAUACAAUUGAUCAUGAUCUUUAAUAUCUAAAAUUUAUAGGAAUAAGAACAAGUACUUUAGGCAGUUUUUAUGGCUCAAUGUGGUCUUUUAAUAUGAUUGAUGGUUUAGAAGCAUGAAGGCCAAUUAAAUUUUGGUUGAUAUAUGUUUUAAGAUGUGCAAAUUAUAACCAACCCUAAGACCUUGCAGCAACUCUUUUCCCCUUUUUCACAUUUCUUUUUCUCAUUGUGUCAUGAUAUCACAUUCAUCCUUUUCCUUUAUAUUCUAUUUGUCUCUGUUUCUUUAUUUUCUUGUGCUUUAUAUUACUUGAUAAGGUUGUUGUCUGCUGUAAGAGGAAGCAAAUUCAAUUUUCAAAUUCGAGGCCAAAACAAUCAGUGUAGAGUAUCAUCAAAUCCUGCUUCAAUUGGUACUCCUCUUGUUGAGUUUAUAUUUCCCUCACUACUUGACAAAACAAUUGCUACACAAAAAGGUUCUUGAAGUUAGAUUUCUCACAAGCUAAACCAUGUAUAGAUUCUAGACGCUGACAGGUUUGGACCACAUACUCAUGACGGAGAGGCCAACUAUAUCAUGGAAGUCAUUAAAUCACCCCUUUAAUUCAUCUUUUGGAGCAUCAAGUGGAAUUGGUGCCGAAACAUGCCGGGUUCUUGCAUUGCGUGGUGUGCAUGUAGUAAUGGCAGUCAGGAAUCUAUCGACUGGUUCUGGUGUCAAAGCUGCAAUCAUGAAAGAAAUUCGUACUGCUAAAAUCGAUGUCAUGGAACUAGACCUCAGCUUGAUGGCAUCUGUUAGAAAAUUUGUAGAAAAUUUCAAUAAGCUGAAUCUCCCACUGAACAUCCUCAUCAACAAUGCAGGAAUUGCGCUGGUUCCCUUCAUGCUUUCCCGGGAUGGCAUUGAGCUGCAUUUUGCGACAAACUACUUAGGUCAUUUUCUUUUGACAAAUCUUUUAUUGGAAAACAUGAGAAUUACAGCCCGUGAAAGUGGUAUAGAAGGAAGAAUUGUUAUUGUCUCUUCUGUAGCUUACGAGGCUACGUAUCAUGAAGGAAUCCGUUUUGACAAAAUCAAUGAAAAGUCAGGGUACUAUAGUUUUCUUGCUUAUGGUCAAUCGAAGCUUGCCAACAUAUUGCAUGCUCGUGAGCUUUCUAACCAUCUUAAGGAACAAGAGAUAAAAGUUACAGUUAAUUCACUUCAUCCAGGGGUUAUUACCACCAAUAUAUUGCGGCAUCGGAGGUUUUGGAAUGGUAUUGUCAUUGCAGUCAGUAAAUUUGUGAUGAAUGUGAUGAAAAAUGUUCAACAGGGUGCGGCCACAACAUGUUACUUGGCAUUGCAUCCACAAGUCCAGGGAGUGAGUGGCAGGUAUUUUGUUGACUGCAAUGAAGCCAAAGUUAAAUAUCAUGCUGCUGACACAAAUCUGGCGAAGAAGUUAUGGGAUCUUAGCAUGGGUUUGAUCAGUUAAUGUGAGAAUACCAAUGUUAUUGCUUUCUUUUCAAAUGCUGGAUGUGGGAUUUGUAUAAAUAUUAGAAAUUUAGUAGGAACACAAACUGGAGGAAAGGACUUGAAGCAUGGGCUUCUAACUUUCUUUGCAUGCUGCAUAAUUUUCACAUCCUGAUUAUGAUUUAUAUCAUGCUGCUGACUCCUUAAUCAUUUUACAUGGUACAAAGCCAUGGUAUGUCAAAAUU
Messenger RNA from Phoenix dactylifera (date palm), 4789 nucleotides. The record is from RefSeq and is a predicted model, not a curated record. NCBI's taxonomy places the organism in Eukaryota, Viridiplantae, Streptophyta, Magnoliopsida, Arecales, Arecaceae.